Molecule: messenger RNA, 882 nt
Organism: Miscanthus lutarioriparius
Lineage: Eukaryota; Viridiplantae; Streptophyta; Magnoliopsida; Poales; Poaceae
Source: the annotation of a GenBank genome assembly
AUGUCCCCGCUCGUGUCCUCGCUGCACCUGUACGACAUCGCCAACGUGGAGGGCGUGACCGCCGACCUGAGCCACUGCAACACCCCGGCGCAAGUCGCCAGCUUCACCGGUAAAGACGAGCUAGCGGCCUGCCUGUCGCCCCGGAAGCCCGGCAUGACGCGGGACGACCUGUUCAGCGUCAACGCGGGCAUCGUGCGCCACCUCGUGGCGGCGGUGGCGGACCACGCGCCGGGCGCGCUGGUCCACGUUAUCAGCAACCCGGUGAACUCGAUGGUGCCGAUCGCCGCCGAGGUGCUGAAGCAGAAGGGCGCGUACGACCCGCGAAGGCUGUUCGGCGUCACGCCCCUGGACGUGGUCCGCGCCAACGCGUUCGUGGCGGCGAGGAGGGGCCUCCCGGUCGCGGACGUGGACGUGCCGGUCGUGGGCGGCCACGCGGCGGCCACCAUCCUGCCACUGCUGUCCAAGGCUCGGCCCAAGGCGGCCGCAGCGGCGUUCACGGACGAGGAGGUGGAGGAGCUCACCGCCAGGAUCCGGGACUCCGGCACCGAGGUGGUGGAGGCCAAGGCCGGCGCAGGGUCCGCCACGCUGUCCAUGGCGUACGCCGCCGCACGGUUCCUCGAGGCGUCGCUGCGCGGCCUCGACGGCCACGACGACGUGUACGAGUGCGCGUACGCGCAGUCGCAGGUGGUGCCGGAGCUCCCGUUCUUCGCGUGCAGGGUGAAGCUCGGGAGGGACGGCGUGGAGGAGGUGCUGGGCUCCGAGCUCAGGGGGCUCACCGACUACGAGGCGCGCGAGCUGGAGGCUCUCAAGCCCAAGCUCAAGGCCAGCAUCGACAAGGGCAUCGCGUACGUGCAGCAGAACCAGGAGGCAGCAUUGAACUGA